AUGACUUUGAUAAUACUAGCACUGCUUUCUCAAUAUGAUGGCUUGCAGAAACGCACUGCAUUCAGACCACCACACAAAUUAACAAGACUAUCUAAAACUUUUUCAUACGAUUUUGAACCCAUAUUCAAUAAGGGAUCUUUUGAACCUUUCGAACGUCGACGAAGACCUGUCACUCUAGUGGCUUUUAGAAAAAAUGGUUUCGUUCCACGAAGGCUCGCAAAGAUUGUUGAGAACACACCAUUGGAAGUAGCAGAACUUCAGUCUCCGUUUAACGAAGUGAGCGAUAUCUGGCAGCAAGAACCCGAUGAAUAA
Molecule: messenger RNA, 312 nt
Organism: Bombyx mandarina (wild silkworm)
Lineage: Eukaryota; Metazoa; Arthropoda; Insecta; Lepidoptera; Bombycidae
Source: RefSeq, a predicted model, not a curated record